Messenger RNA from Bombus impatiens (common eastern bumble bee), 426 nucleotides. RefSeq lists its product as uncharacterized. Lineage: Eukaryota; Metazoa; Arthropoda; Insecta; Hymenoptera; Apidae. Gene Ontology annotation, molecular function: catalytic activity. The transcript has a single exon. The record is from RefSeq and is a predicted model, not a curated record. Bases 1 to 426 code for a protein of 141 amino acids.
AUGGCGCAGGAUCUAAUGUGCCAAAGCGCGAUCGAGGCUACACCGGAUGUGGCAAUAAUAUCCGAACCGUACAGGCAGCUACCUUACUGGUAUAAUGAUAAUAAGGGUGAUGCUUCGAUUUGGGUCACGCAAUUCAAUGGUCGAGCACCGGAUGAAACGCUUCUGUACAGGAAGGACAGACUAAUGGAUACUGGUGUAGGUGAUAUCCUCUGUUUCAGUGGUUAUUGCACCCCCAAAAUCAAGAUAGAGGAAUACAUGAUGUACAUAAAUAAGCUUGCAUCGGAGAUAAGGAAUGGUGUAAACAGAAACAAGAAAUUGAUUGUGGCUGGCGACUUUAACGCUAAGUCCACUUGCUGGGGAGGAGAAACCACAGAUGAGAAAGAAUUUUCAUGGAAACCCUGUGCGAUUACAGUGCGUUCCCUAUAA